UGCAAAGAAAAGAAGACAUAGUCAAGAAGAAUAUUUUGACAGCAAGUGUUCUGUGAUUUUGACGUUCAUAAUUUAUUUCAUUUCUCAAUUUAAUUUUAGAAAAAAAUAUAUAUAAAUAUGGCUCUACGACUAGGAGGUGCUUUAAAAGAAUUGAGAAUUCAUCUAUGCCAGACAGGCGCUGGAAGUAAAGGGGUCAGGGAAUUCAUAGAAAGCUGCUAUGUAGAGUUAAAAUCUAGCAAUCCCAAGUUUCCAAUUCUUAUAAGAGAAUGUUCUGGAGUUGAACCCAAAGUGUGGGCACGAUACGAAAAAGGAAAAGAAAAAGCUGCUACUUUAAAGGAUUUAUCAGCUAAUGAUGUAAAAUCUAUUAUUGGAAAAUUAGCUAAAGGUCCAUAAACUUUAUAUAAUAA
This is a messenger RNA of Psylliodes chrysocephalus, 407 nucleotides long. The record is from the annotation of a GenBank genome assembly. Lineage: Eukaryota; Metazoa; Arthropoda; Insecta; Coleoptera; Chrysomelidae.